AUGGCUGCUCGAGGCCCCCCUGGUGCCCGUGGCAUGGGUAACCGCUUUGCGCAAUUCAAGCUGGUAUUGCUGGGAGAGUCCGCCGUCGGAAAGAGCUCAAUAGUGCUGCGGUUCGUAAAGGACCAAUUCGACUCCUACCGGGAAUCGACGAUCGGCGCUGCCUUCCUCACACAGACCAUCUCCCUCGACGAGAACACUACAGUAAAGUUUGAGAUCUGGGAUACGGCGGGACAGGAGCGCUACAAGUCCCUGGCACCCAUGUACUACCGAAACGCAAACUGCGCCGUUGUCGUUUAUGAUAUCACACAAGCCUCUUCCCUGGAUAAGGCCAAGGCAUGGGUGAAGGAGCUUCAACGCCAAGCUAACGAGAACAUCAUCAUCGCACUUGCCGGAAACAAGCUGGAUCUCGUGACCGAACAACCCGAUAAGCGUGCCAUCCCUACCGCCGAUGCUGAAGCGUAUGCCCGGGAAGCCGGCCUGCUCUUCUUCGAAACCUCAGCAAAGACAGCCGAGAAUGUCCGAGAGCUGUUUACGGCGAUUGCCAAGAAGCUUCCCCUGGACCAGGUCGGCCCAAGACAUGCUCGACCGGGCCAACGACCAGGCGUCAGCCUUGCCCCGGAGAACGCCAACACGAAUGUCAGCGGCCCAUGCGCCUGCUAG
Phaeoacremonium minimum UCRPA7 is the source of this 660-nucleotide messenger RNA. RefSeq names its product putative rab5-like protein ypt5 protein. Gene Ontology annotation, molecular function: GTP binding; GTPase activity. Lineage: Eukaryota; Fungi; Ascomycota; Sordariomycetes; Togniniales; Togniniaceae. Bases 1 to 660 code for a protein of 219 amino acids. The transcript has 5 exons. The record is from RefSeq and is a predicted model, not a curated record.